AUGGAUUCCCCGGCUUCAGAUCUCUCCGACUACGCCAGCGACGACUUCCCUGAUGAAGUCAAAGGUCGCCGCAUCAGCGUCGAACACACUCCCGACCACGAACCUGCUGCUCGCCCGAGCAAACGUCCGCGCCUGCAGAAUCGCGCACCCGAAGAACCGCCCACCGACAUGCUACCGGUAGACGACCUUGGCGAGCUCUCGGAGGACACAGAUGGCUCCGUGCCUGCAUCACCACAUCAUCCUGGCAUGUCAGCCGAAGACGACUUUGGCCAAGACCAAGUCACAGUAUGCAAGUGGGAAGGUUGCGAGGCGGGCGACCUCGAGAACAUGGACAGACUGGUUGAACACUUACACGACGACCAUAUUGGCACGCGGCAAAAGAAGUAUAGCUGCGAGUGGAGCGACUGCAACCGCAAAGGCAUACCGCAUGCUAGUGGCUAUGCGCUGAGGGCGCAUAUGCGCAGUCAUACGCGGGAGAAGCCCUUCUACUGCACGUUGCCGGAAUGCGACCGCUCCUUUACGCGCUCCGAUGCGCUAGCUAAGCAUAUGCGAACAGUUCACGAGACGGAAGCGUUGCGACCCUCUGAUCCUGUCCCUAAACACCACUCAUCGAACCCAUCGAACAAGUUCCAGCGCAUCAAAUUGGUUCUGAGUGAAGAGAAGAGGUCCGCUGAGAAAGGCUCCACACCCGGCUCACCCUCGUCGCAUCCGCCGAACAGCGCAACACUUCCCCCGGGCCCCGAAACUGAUCAGUCGAACGACAACAUUAUAUAUAUACAAGACCCUGUCACCAACGCGACUAUGGUGCAGUUUCCGCCGGACGUGGCCUUUACACCCCAAGAGCUCUCCCUACCUGCGGAUCAACUGUUCCGCCUGUUGCGGCGGCAGCUACACUGGGCGACUCAAGAUGGAGAGAAACUCCGCGCUGAAGCCGACACGCUCGAGAAGCAGCGCAAGGAGGAAUGGGCUGCUAAGGAGUUGCUCGUGGAAAAUAUUAUGGAGGCCGAGCUUGAGACAGCCAAGCGCAGGCUUGUGGAGGCUGGACAGGACGAACCCGGUCAUUUUGCACAGCUGGAAGCAGAUGUCGCUGCAUCCAAGAAGCUCCGGAUAGAGUCCAAGGCUGGGAAGACCCCUUGGUGGCGCGAGCAGGGCUGGAUACAUCGUCAAGAGGGAGGUGAAGACAAGGCGGAACAGACGACUGAGGGACCACUACCCACAUCAUGA
Molecule: messenger RNA, 1224 nt
Organism: Didymosphaeria variabile
Lineage: Eukaryota; Fungi; Ascomycota; Dothideomycetes; Pleosporales; Didymosphaeriaceae
Exons: 2
Coding region: 1-1224 (407 amino acids)
Biological process (GO): regulation of transcription by RNA polymerase II
Cellular component (GO): nucleus
Molecular function (GO): DNA-binding transcription factor activity, RNA polymerase II-specific; RNA polymerase II cis-regulatory region sequence-specific DNA binding
Source: RefSeq, a predicted model, not a curated record